AUGUUGAGUGUAAUCUUUAAUUCAGAAGAGGGAGACAGAGCAGAAAUUCUAUUGGCAUUUUAUGAUUUUGAUUAGGAUGGUAAAUUGAGUAAAUCAGAGAUGGAGUUUUUUAUUUAAGAAAAUAGAUAAUAUCUAUAGAAAACAGAUUUUGAGGUUUCAGAAAUGUAGAAAGGAAUGUUUAAAAUUUGGAUAGACACAAAUUUUAAUUUAACAAGGUAUUUUGAAAUAUUUGAAUUAUUACCUGGUCCAUUAAAGGAGAGAGAAAGAAUUAAAGAAAUGUUAUAAUCAACAUCAGCAUCAUCUUAGAAAUAUUAUGUAAUAAGUUAUAAAUGGUGGGAAUUAUGGAGAUUUUAUGUAAAUUAUAAUUUUGUUAAUAAUCCAAAACGAAAGAUAGCCCAUAUAUCAAUAGUAGAUAUAGAAGAAAUGGAAGAAUAAAAGAUAAUAGCACCUUAAUAAGAUGAUUAAGGUGUUUAAGGAUCUUAAUUUGAAGAGAAAAAUGAAGAUCUUUAUAAUCCAGGUUUAACUUUGAAUCAUGGAUUACAUGAAUCUCUUCAUGGUUCUUAAUUUUAUAUAAUUGAAAAUCAAACAUCAAUUAGACCAGGUUCAAUUGAUAAUUCAGAUAUUCAAGGUGAAUAUGAAGGGGAAUUAAAAACUAAUAUAUUAAAUAAUCAUGAUUAUUUAAUAUUGCCUGAAGCUGCUUGGUUUUCAUUAGUAUAAUGGUAUGGAUGUUAUAAUAAUUUGGCAUAUAAAAGAAGAUCUUUUCAUGAUGAACGUACAAAAACAUAGAUUGUUGAUCUUUAUCCUCCUGUUUUAUAAGGAUAUAUUACAACAAAUAAAGGAGAAUUAUCAUUUAAAAGAUCAUAUAAAUUUAUGGUUAAUUUAAGAAAAUCUAUGCAUCAUGUUAUGCAUAAAUUGGUUAAAAAGUUUAAAAUAAAAAAUUAAUAUGAUUAUUAAUUGUAUUAUAUGAAAGUAAAUGAAUAAUGGACUUUAGUAGAAGAUAUGGAUUUAAAAUUACUUGAUUUAUAAAUUGUAUCAGGUACUUUUGUAACAUUGGUAUUAAAAGGAAAGAUUCCAAAAUCAAUAUUUUAAUAAGUUGGAUGUGGAUUAGGAUAAUUAUAUGAUGUUUAACAUCCUAUAUCUAAUGAAUGGUUAUUAUGUAUAGUAAAUGGAUUUUCAGAAGAUUUUAGUGUUAUUAGAUUUCAUAUAUAAAAAGAAAGUUAUUAAAGAGAUUUCUAUAUACCAUCUACAGAAAGAGCUUUAAGAAUAUAUCCUCCAAAUUCUAAAUAAAAAUAGGAACCAAAUUAUUUUUUAAUUCCUCAUCAUAUUGGUUUAUUGAAUUUAGGAAAUACUUGUUUUAUUAAUACAGUAUUAUAAUGUUUAAUAAAUACACCAGUAUUUGAUGAUUAUUUAUAUAAAUAAGCAUUUAAGUCUGAAAUUUAAAAGAAUUCUAAAUUUACAUAUUUAAUUGAAGAAUUAUCUAAAGUAGCUAUUAGAUUAAAAGAUUAAAAAGAUAAAGCAUUUGCACCUGAAUAAUUUAAAAAAGCAAUUGAUCAUAAUUUACCUUCAUUUUCAGGUUUUGAAUAACAUGAUGCAUAAGAAUUUCUUAAUAUGCUUUUAGAUACAAUGUCAGAUGAAUUAAAAAAGAAUUUAUAAAAGAAAUCUAGUGUUUAAAGUAAUAUUAAUAAUUCUUUUGAAUAAUUUGAAACUGUAGUUAAAGAAUUAUUUACUGGUAAAACAGUAAAUACUUUGAUUUGUUUAAAUUGUUAAAAUAAAAGUUAAAAAUGUGAAGAAUAUUAUACAUUAAGUUUACCAAUUCCAAUAAAUGAUGAAAUUCCUAUAUUUAUAAUAUUAUUUAAGAAAUGUUUAUCAUUAUAGAGUGAGAUUCCACCAUUAGAUAAAUAUGGAAUUAAAGUUUCUAAAUAUGCUUUAUUAAAAGAUUUAUUUAUUGCAAUAGAAAAAGUGACUGGAAUAUCAUAAUAAAGAUUUGAAUUGACUGAAAUAUAUAGAAAUUAAAUCCAUAGAUAAUUUGGAAAUCUAAAUCCCUCAAUACCAAUUAGAUAAAUUGGUUUAAAGGCUAAUUAAUUAUUACAUGUAUUUGAAGUAGCUAAAGUUGUUAAAGAUGCUGAAGAUGAAUUUUAAGAUUUAAUGUCAAUGUUUACUUAUAGAAGAGAAAACUUUCAAACUUUUGAUUAUGUUGAUAUUGAAGAUAGAUUAGGAGAUUGGAGACAUGGUUAAAUUAUUUCAAUAAUUGAUAAGAAUCAUGAAAAGAAUUAUAAAGUAUAAAUAAAAAAAUAGAAUUCUACACUUCAAAAUAUUUAAACAUUUCAUUAAUAUUAAUUAUAACCUUUUAGAAGUAGAGUAUAGAAUUAAAAAAAGUUUAAUUUAGUUACUGUUACAAAUAGAUAUUAUAAUAAAGCAACUGAACAAUAUGAGAAAUUCUCAUUUCCUUUUUUAAUUUUAGUACCAUCUUCUCAUCUUACCUUAUAAGAAUUUUAAGCUUUAAUUUAUAUAUAAGCCAAAAGAUUCAUAGAUUUUGUAUUUAUUAUAUAUAUAUAUUUUAGGGUUAUUUAAAGAAGAAAAGUUGUAUAUAGAAGAUGUAAAAAGAGAAAGUAUAAUUUUAUAAUGGAGCUUAAGAUAUGUCAAAUGAUUUACAUCAUUCUAAAAAAUAUAAUGCAUAAAGUGUAUAUUUAGGUUAAGCAGAAAUGAGAAAAAGUAGUUAUAGAAGAACAGAAUAAGAUUUGGAACCUAAUUAAAAGAAAAUGAGUAGACCAAAUUAUGAAUCACUUUAAGAAGAACUUAAUUUUAUUAAAUCAAAUGAUUUUCCAUAUAAAAUUAAAAUUUUAGACUAAAAUAUGAAUUGUUUAGCUUGUGAAAAAAGUACAUCAAAUUCGUGUAAUAGAUAUAAUGUUUGUAAUGGUUAUUCUUGUGAAAUUGAUCCUAUGUUUUUACAAUUACCUUAGAAUUAUUGUAUAGUUUUGGAUUGGAUAGAUUCUUUAGCAUUUAAUUUAUUUUCAACUGUAGUUUCACAUCAUGAAACUUAUUAAUAGUUAAUUGAAAACAAAAAUAAUAGAAAAGAUAGAGUAACACCUGAUUAAUGUUUUUCAAUUUUAACAUAAGAAGAAAAAGUGGAAAUAAAUUGUGAUUAAUGUCAAUCAAAGUAAUAAGCAAUAGUCAAAUUAUCAUUGGGACAUACACCUAAUAUUUUAAUAUUACAUUUAAAGAGAUUUUAAUAUAGAGAUGGUUAUUUAGAAAAAAUAGAAUCAGAUAUAGAUUUUCCUUUAAGAUCUUUAAAUUUAAAAUAAUGGUAGAUUGGAUAGAAUAGUAAUAAGAUUUAUGAUUUAUAUGCAGUAGCUAAUCAUUUUGGAAAUGGUCAAUAUGGUAAAAUUAUAUUAUGUAAAAUUAGGUCAUUAUACUUCAUAUGUAUUAAAAAAUAUUGAUUAGAAAGAUGUUUGGGUACAUUGUGAUGAUGAUUAGAUAAAACCAUAAUAGGCAGAAAAAGUUGUUUCCCAAUAUACUUAUUUAUUGUUUUAUAGAAUAAGAGAAAUCCCAACUAGUUCCUUAUUAAAUUUAACUUAUAAUCAUUGA
Molecule: messenger RNA, 3585 nt
Organism: Paramecium primaurelia
Lineage: Eukaryota; Ciliophora; Oligohymenophorea; Peniculida; Parameciidae
Source: the annotation of a GenBank genome assembly